AUGGCCGCGUUUGAAGACCCCAAAGCGCCUCCUACCCACCGCGUGUGGGUGGUCCUACUCUCUGCCCUAGUGCUCUUCUAUUCCUUCUCCGCUGCUACACGCAUAGAGAUUUCUAGCCAUCAACUGUCUCGAAACCAACGCUAUCACUCGCGGCUAUCAUGGGGACAUCGGGCUGUACCGGGGACGAAGUUGAUGUUACAUGCACCUGGCUGGACGCUCUUUGACCAAUUGUACUUGCUCAAUGGUACACUCUACAUCAUUACCGAUCAACCAGAACACCUUCCCGAUACCAAGUUCAUCAUGUCAACGGGUUUACAUAUCACGAAUGGGGAAGAGAACGCCGCGGCGUUGCUGCCAACCGAGAAGGAGCUGCGUAUCAUCACGCGUGCUGAGGCGAAGAGCAUCUUUGGCGCGGGUGCAAACCGUAUUGAAGGAGUUACAUGGCUAGCGAACGAUCCAGAUCAAUUCCUCAGAAGCCAUCUACACUUCGCCGCCGAGCUGCUCCUCGGCUUCUGGCGCGCCUACGCCGCUCUCGACCCGUUCAUCCCUACAAACGGCAUAACCCGCCUCCCACCUCCGCGGCGUCUGAUCUUUCCGAACUUCGAAUUCCCCGGCUGGCGCGACCCCGGGAUGAAGAACCCCUAUGUCCUACGCUCCGCCACCACGUCUGUGCUCCUCGAGUACAAGUCGGACUGGGCAGAUCGAGCGACGUUUGCUCCAAACGUGGCAUUCAUGUUCGACCGAGUGCUCAUUGCGGACAGGUCUGCAGCAGGACUAGGGAACGCUUUCAUGAGCAACUAUAGGACGGCCAGUAGUGCGAUGGAUCUUCCAGGGAGCCCGUUCUGGUGGAAACCUCUCAGGGAGAACGUCGUACGCACGUCUGGGUUGGAUGAUGCAGCACUGAAACGCACGUCGAAGCCCGUCAUUACAUACAUAUCCCGCCAGGGUUUACGUCUCAGAUCGCUCCGCCGUGAAGACCACGAGAAGCUCGUACAAGAGCUGAACACACUCGGAGAAGCGCAGGGCUAUGAGGUCAACGUAGUGAGAUCGGAGGACAUGACGCCUGCCGAAGAAGUCCGUUUGCUGGGAAGGUCGACGGUCGCAUUGGGCGUGCAUGGACCCGGGCUAGUGCCUUUGAUAUGGAUGGGUCGAAUGCCACAGUCAACCGUACUCGAAUUCUUCUAUCCUCAGGGCUUCUCGUUCGAGUACGCAUACACGGCACGCGCACUCGGCUUGUCGUAUAUCGGCUUUUGGGAGAAUAGCACAUUCGCUUACCCAGACAUACCGCGUGUAGCGUACCCUCCCGGCUCUCAUGGCACUGGGAUUCCUAUAGACGGCGCCUUGGUGGCGAAGAUCAUACAGGAACGAUUAAGUUCGCAAUAG
This is a messenger RNA of Peniophora sp. CBMAI 1063, 1383 nucleotides long. The record is from the annotation of a GenBank genome assembly. Lineage: Eukaryota; Fungi; Basidiomycota; Agaricomycetes; Russulales; Peniophoraceae.